CUGUUCAACCAAUGGGCGUCGACUUCCAGCACCUCCCCCCCGCCCCCGUAACGGCGGCUCCUGUCACGGUGAGCGUUUGUAAUGGCGGCAGGUUUGAGUGAAGCACAGCUGGCAGCUCGGGUGAUGCAAAAGCUCUUGAAUCUGAAAUGCCCAUUUCUGGAAGGAAUCAGCAUGAAUGAUUCAGACGCAGUUAUUCGGUUGCUGUGUACACCAGGAGUGGACAGACUUCAAAUCUUAGAAUGGUUAUGCAUCAGCUGCUAUCCACCUCUCGAAAGAAAAUUUGCAGAACUACGUUUUCAUUCCAUGCAAGACUAUGGAACAGACCUUGUAAUAAAAAAAAUGACCUGGCUUGGACAUAACUUGGGAGUCUGCAGUGCUGAGGACUUCGAUCUCUUUUUGGGCCAGGCAAGUCCUUAUAGACAAUUGGUGAUGAUGGAUAAAAUGCUGGGUGGCCUCCAACAAUAUAAACAAAUUACUGCAGCUGCAUCAACAGAUUUAAAAAAUAUUAGUUCUGUUCAUUCAUGGAAUUCCCAGCUGCUGAUUGAAGUUCGAAAUGAUCCUCAUCUUCGUUCGUCAGCAAAUCUGGAGUUCAACCUGUCUCUUGAUGCACACAGACUUCUUAAAAGAGUUGAGGCCAACUUUGAAUCACGAGGAAGAAAGAAAUGCUCGCCACCUUCUAUUAAUUCCAUGGAGAAAUUGUUGAUUAAACUUUCUGAGGAAUUAAAGGAAACAAAUGAACACCUUGAAGAGAUGAAGAAAACAGUUGUUUUCCUGGGCCCCACAGAAAGUAGUGAUACCACUUUUCAAACCUUGAAGCUCACCCUUUCGGACUUCCAUCAGCUGAUGACGGUGUUUUCCCUAACAUUUGAGCAUGAAUUUGGUGUACAUUGUAAUAAGGCACCGCCUCAGCUUUGCAACUUUGGAACACUCUGCAAAACUGUACAUAAGCUCUUGACGUCUUGUAUUGAUGAACUUGCUGCGUUGGCGGAGAUAAGUGUCACAUGCAGAGAGUUGGAGACAAUUGUGAAUGGACUGCAGCAAGAUGUGAUAAACUGGGAAGGUGGUGAAGCUGCUACACUGCCGGUGCGGGUUAAAGAGAUGAAGAAGAAAUACACAGAAUUUCUGGAAGUCUUUCGGAGCCAUGCAUAGUGAAAUUGUUGUUCUGUAUGUACAUAAUGUGUUCUUUCAAUGUUGACACCUGCAAAGAUCUUCUCACUUAUUGUUUGAAAAUAAAACUGUAAGAUUCUAGACUCACUGUACAGUGCAGUGAUUUGGCCCAAAGUUGGUAGUAACAUCCCAUUCACUUUUUUGGCAUGGUAUUUAAAACAGACUACAUGAUUUAAGUGGUGUUAAAUAAGAUUUCCCUAAUUGGUGGAAUAUUGCGUUUAUGCAUUUUCCAGUGGAGCAUUUUUUUUUACACGUUCUAUCAAACGACUUAAGGUCUCUGAAGUGUUGCUGUUUUCUGUUUCAAUUUUCCUGAAACCAGCUUAUUGAAUAAAAUGGCGGUAUAAUUCGUAAUCCAGAGACUCAGGCUAUUGUUUUGGAGACAAGGGUUCAAAUCCCACCACGGCAGCAGGUGGACUUUAAAUUAAAUUAAUACAACUGGAAUAUAAAUCUAGUCUCCGUAAUGCUGACCGUGGAACUAUCAUUUGUUGUUGUAAAAAAAAAAAUCUGGUUCACUAAUGUCUUUUAGGGAAUGAAAUCUGCCGCUCUUACCCGCUUUGGUCUACACAUGACACCAGACCCACAGCAAUGUGGUUGACUCGUAACUGACCCCUAGCAAGCCACUCAGUUCAAAGAGCAAUUGAAAAAAUAAAGAAAAAAAAUACAUUUACAUUCCAAAUGUGCAAGAAUAUGACUUGUCCACGUUCUCUAUUAAACUCUGGGUAGUAUUUUUUAUGCAACUGACCAAAACUUGAAAUAGAAGGUGUUCCAAGAUAAAUAAAAUGUUGACUAAAUUA
This is a messenger RNA of Carcharodon carcharias (great white shark), 1961 nucleotides long. RefSeq names its product HAUS augmin-like complex, subunit 7 (gene haus7). Gene Ontology annotation, cellular component: HAUS complex. NCBI's taxonomy places the organism in Eukaryota, Metazoa, Chordata, Chondrichthyes, Lamniformes, Lamnidae. The transcript has 10 exons. Gene Ontology annotation, biological process: spindle assembly; centrosome cycle. The coding region runs from base 82 to 1149 and encodes 355 amino acids. Gene Ontology annotation, molecular function: microtubule minus-end binding. The record is from RefSeq and is a predicted model, not a curated record.